Messenger RNA from Guillardia theta CCMP2712, 1146 nucleotides. RefSeq lists its product as hypothetical. The record is from RefSeq and is a predicted model, not a curated record. The transcript has 9 exons. Bases 1 to 1146 code for a protein of 381 amino acids. Gene Ontology annotation, biological process: xylan biosynthetic process. Lineage: Eukaryota; Cryptophyceae; Pyrenomonadales; Geminigeraceae.
AUGCUCGAAGAGAACAUCAUGCGCCGUCCUGUCAAGGGACAAAGGAGCUUCUGCAGGAUACGUGAUACAGAAGGCGCCUCCCAAAGGAAACUCAGGGUUUGCUCUCAGGGUUGUGUGGAUCUUGUCGACGCUUCUGCUGAGUUCGCUAUGGUACAUCAACCAUCAGCAAUACCAACUGACCCACUGCCGGGUAAUCAGCUGGAGGAGCAGAGCAGCUUGAUGGAGCUCCAUAUAUCUGACGUCUACGAUCAGGAGGUGGCAGAUGCGGUCGCCAAGAGGAACAAGCUACUGCAGACAGAGCUCAGCAGACACGAGGAAUUGUCAAAGGAGCUCGGCACGAUGAGAACAACCCCAGCUCCUCCCAUCGUUGACAGUAAGAAGGAUACCAUGGUCUGGAAGACCCCAGACAUGCCUCGUAGGGUCGUGCACAGCGACGAGCAGUUGCGUCCUAUCUGGAACUUCCUCAACAGCGGGUCGGAAGGAAAGAACCUGCUGGUGUUUGGGCUAGUACAAGACAUGGACUUCUGGGUUCAAUUCAUGAACCCGAAAGGGAAGACGCUGUUCGUGACAGAGGAGUCGGAGACCCUGAUGAGGGCGAGGAAGGAUGUUGUGCACGUAGAGUACAAGACGAUCGCCAGCCGGGACUUCGAGCGAUACAUGAAGAAGGAGACUUGGCCGGAGCUGCUGCUGGAUCUCCCCAACGUGGUGAAGGAUUCCCACUGGCAUGCCAUCGUCAUCGAUGCGCCCGACGGCUGCUGCUACGACAAGUCCAUCCUUGAGAUCCGAGGACCAGGUCGCUUUCAGUCCAUCUUCACGGCUCGGCACCUAGCACAGCCUGGCACCUUCAUCGCGCUGGAUGACUGCGAGAGAGAAUUAGAAGAGAAGCUCAUGACGAACUUCCUUGGCGAAGAGCACUUGGUGAAGACGAUCCCAGGCUCUCCCAACGCCCAGGGGCACCGAUCGUCCAUGUGCCACUUCAUCAUCGAUGGUGAUGCCAGCGGUGGCAAGAACUCUCCCUCAUCCUCUCUUCCUCCCCCCCCUUCUCCUUUCAUCGCCAACCAGCUGCCCGAGAGGUUGGGGGAGGCUCCUACCAGCGGCUCCAAGACUAAUGACCAGACUAUCACAGGGCAGCACCUGGGACAAUAA